Molecule: messenger RNA, 1632 nt
Organism: Drosophila montana
Lineage: Eukaryota; Metazoa; Arthropoda; Insecta; Diptera; Drosophilidae
Gene: GstT4
Product: Glutathione S transferase T4
Exons: 4
Coding region: 158-871 (237 amino acids)
Cellular component (GO): cytoplasm
Source: RefSeq, a predicted model, not a curated record
UUGUUUGUGUUUCGAAUUUUGUUAUUUUGCUUAUUCGUGUUUGGAAUUCGAACUUCUGUCUUUCGUUCGCGUUUUGUGUUGCGCCAGCUUUUAUCGCUGCAGAAAAAAAUCACAGAAUUAAAUAAUUAAGUCAUAAUUAUAGGACAACAAAAACAAAAUGACGCAACCGGUAAAGUUCUAUUUCGAUUUUUUGAAUCAGUCUAGCCGAUCUCUCUACAUACUUUUGGAGGCAUCAAAAAUUCCAUUCGAAGCGAUACCUAUUUCUAUUGUCAAAGGCGAGCAUUUAACGGGCGAGUUUCGAGACAAAGUCAAUCGGUUUCGCAAGCUGCCCGCAAUCACCGAUCAGGGAUAUCAGCUGUCCGAGAGUGUGGCCAUCUUCCGUCAUCUAGCUCGCGAGAAGCUAGUGCCCGAGCACUGGUAUCCGCACCGUUAUCUAGGUCGCAGCCGCAUCGAUGAGUAUCUUGCUUGGCAGCAGUCAAAUAUGGCAGUGGCCUGUACCGAUUAUUUUCAGCAAAAAUGGCUGGUGCCUUACCUGCAGAAAAUACGACCUUCCGAUAGUGCGGUUAAUGUAGCUAGCAAGCAGCUGGAGCACACACUUAACGACUUUGAGGAGCUGUUCCUGAAUUCUCGAAAAUUCAUGUUGGGCGAUAACAUAUCCUAUGCGGACUUGAGUGCAAUCUGUGAAAUUGAUCAGCCCAAGUGCAUUGGCUUCAAUGCCUUCAAAAAUCGAAACAAGCUGGCGCGCUGGUAUGAAAUGGUGCGCGAAGAGCUGGGACCCUAUUACAAAAAUGUCCACGAAGAGUUCAAGUCUAAGUUAAAACUGAACAAUGUACAGCAGCAGCUCGGCGAGGCGCACGCCCUAAAGCAAUAACCAAUUACUAGAUAUAUUUUAUAUAUAUAUCUUUAUAUAUCCUGUACACAUUAAAAAUUGUGCUUAUAAUAUGUACCAGAAGGAGGCACCUCCGUUCCCAUAAAGUAUUUAGUAUAGCCAUGCUUGUCUGUCCGCCUUUUUGUCUGUUUCUAUGAAAACUGGACCGCCGGUUCUCGGGCUUUCUGGAUUAAACUUUGCCUCGGUCUAUCAAUUUAAUUAAGUCAGUGUCUGUACGUUGGUCGAAAAUUGAGUUCAUAUGAAAAAAACGUUCUGGUUUUUGAAAUAUCCUAACCGACCAGAUUAAAUUCUAGAUAAAAUGUUAGCGUAACUGUUCAUUCAUAUAUAUACCGUAGGAAUAAUCGGGGGAAAAUUGAGUUUUAGAUAGAAACAUAACGUUCAUCUAAAUAUGUGCUAUAUGUGUGCAAGGAUAAAUAUUAUUCGGCCUCCGAAAAUAAUUGUUUAUUUUUGUUUUUUUUUUUUAUUUCCUUAUGUAGAAGAUUAUUUAAUAAAAUGUUCACUAAAGACGCGUUAGCUGUUAGUUAUUAUAUCUGUAAAUACUUAGAAAAUAAUGUUCAAAUACGAUAUAAUAUUCCGAAAAAAUUAACCUAAGAUGGCCAAGUGUGCUUUCAUAAUUUUUUACAAGUGAAGUUAAAGACUAAAAUUCCAAAAUAUAUUGACAUACUUUUACCACAGUUUAAGUGUUCGGCUUAGGACUGAAGCUAUAGAGUAACUAACCCCAAAUAAAUAAAGGCUCUUUUAUA